AACUACAGUGCUCGAAAUGUUAACACAAGGCACCAAAGCAUGUGCCGACUUGUUGUUAGUGAGUUGCAAAAGUUAUUUCGCUUUUGAUCUAAUAAAAACAUGACAGAAAAUAUGCAGAACACGGAUACUUUAUCUCAAAAUGAGGAUGAUAUGCUCAUUUGCCUGCCUGGAGACCGUCUGUGUCGCGUGGAGGACAACAUCGUUGUAGGUCAAGGCACAUACGAACAAGGGGGCUAUAUUUAUGCCAGUAAAUCGGGAAUUAUUAAUAUUGACGAAUCAAAUGAAAAAUGCCAAAUUGUAAGUGUACACAAGCCUGGCUUCCAUUUGACCAUUCCGGCAACAGGAGAUGUUGUCACAGCUCGGGUUCUAGUGACGACACCAAAGUUCGCCAAGUGUGCGAUAUUUUGCGUGAGGAAUGUGUUACUCGAGAGCAGUUACCGCGGUCUGUUGCGCAAGGAGGAUGUCCGCGAAACGGAUAAAGAUCGUGUGGAUAUUUACAAGUCAUUCAAGCCCGGCGAUGUCAUAUUGGCGCGCGUUGUCAACCAAAUGGAGCAAUCCUUUAUGUUAAGCACAGCGGAGGCAGAACUCGGCGUGGUGGUGGCCUAUGCUAGUGAUUAUCGGAAGAAUCGAAUUCCCAUGGUGCCCAUUGGUUGGAGCGAAAUGCAGUGUCCCCAAACGACGAUUAAGGAGCCAAGAAAGGUGGCAAAAGUAUUGCCCGAGAGUUCAAUUAAGUCUGAGAAAUAAAACAAUUAUUUACAGAGUAAAAAUAUCUCAUUUGAUUCAAAUAUCA
Molecule: messenger RNA, 790 nt
Organism: Drosophila mojavensis
Lineage: Eukaryota; Metazoa; Arthropoda; Insecta; Diptera; Drosophilidae
Gene: Csl4
Product: exosome complex component CSL4
Exons: 2
Coding region: 100-744 (214 amino acids)
Biological process (GO): RNA processing
Cellular component (GO): cytoplasm; nuclear exosome (RNase complex)
Molecular function (GO): RNA binding
Source: RefSeq, a predicted model, not a curated record